Molecule: messenger RNA, 192 nt
Organism: Laccaria bicolor S238N-H82
Lineage: Eukaryota; Fungi; Basidiomycota; Agaricomycetes; Agaricales; Hydnangiaceae
Exons: 1
Coding region: 1-192 (63 amino acids)
Source: RefSeq, a predicted model, not a curated record
AUGAUCAGCCCACAUGUGGAGCAUUGCACUACUCAAUUAAUCACCAGAGGAGCCUGCCACAAUGCCAUGGAUGUCCAGUGUGAACUCUUCCCUCACCUAAAUCCUGCCACAGUCUGCAAAAUGUUUAUUAGGAAGGGUCUGAAUGGGAGGAUAUGCAGAAAGAAACGAUGGCUAUCAAGGAAGCAUAUUUGA